ACAUUUGCAAGCUUGAUAUAAAUACAUACAACCUAUCUGAAAAUGCACGUGAGGAAAUUAAAACUGGAAAAUGGCGAGUUUACUGAUGAAAGGUUGUACCGUGUCACUUGUAGGCUUAAUGGUGGUGCACAUUUGUUUAGCAGCUGUCUCAGACACUGCAUGUGAUCCUUCUAAUGAUGAUGAUACAUCCGGUGGUGCAGCUGUGUGUGAAGGUGUAAAUGCAAACGCAGAAUGUCCAGAUGGAACAACAAAAUGUGCUUGCAAAUCUGGAUAUAAACAGGAUCCAGCAGCUGCCAAUACUUGUGUCACAGCGAUUUCAGAAACAGGCUGUGAUCCUGACAAUGCUGAUCCUUCAAGCGGUGGAGCAGCUGUAUGCAAAGGUGUAGAUGAUAACGCAGUAUGUCCAGCUGGAAAAGAUAAAUGUGCUUGCAAAUCUGGAUAUAAACAACAUGCGGUUGUCAACAGUUGUGUGAAAGCUGCUGUCUCAGAGACUGCAUGUACUCCUAGUAGUAAUGACGCAACUACCGGUGGAGCAGCUGUAUGCAAGACGGUAGAUACAAACGCAGAAUGUGUAAGCAGUACUACUAAAUGUGCUUGUAAAUCUGGAUAUAAAGAAGGAUCUCCAGAUAAAAGCACAUGCGUUCCUAAACCUGUCUCAGAGACUACAUGUAACCCUAGUAGUAAUGACGCAACUACCGGUGAAUCAGCUGUAUGCAAGAAGGUAGAUUCAAAUGCAGAAUGUCUAACCGGUGCUACAGAAUGUGCUUGUAAAUCUGGCUAUAAAGAAGGAUCUCCCAAUAGCAAUACAUGUGUUCUAAAAUCGAUUUCAGAAACUGACUGUAACCCUGCAGAAGAUGAUGAUAAAACCGGUGGAGCAGCUGUAUGUCACGCUGUUGAUGCAAACGCAGAAUGUCCAACCGGUACCACAAAAUGUGCAUGUAAAUCUGGGUAUAAACAGGAUACAACUAAUGUCAAUACUUGUGUGACAGUUCCUGACUCUUCUGCUACAUCGGCCUGGAUGACAACUAGUUUGAUUGGAACCUCUCUGCUGACACUUGUGCUCAGACUGAUCUUUUAAUUAUCAAAGGCAUAUACAACACUACUAUGUUAUUUUAAAUUGUAUUAUUUCAUACUGACACGAUAAACUAGCAAUAAAACAUUUUGCGUGUUCUAUUUCAUACAAAAGAAUAUUUCAAACGCAAACAUACAUAUUAUAUAUAGCAGUGUAAAAAUAAAAUUCAACUUAUAUUGUCAGGUAGUAACGGUGUUAAAAAGGAAGAACAACUGUCUUACAGACGAUUUGUACAGUUACUUUCUAUUUUUUAAAUUUCCUUGAAUUUGUUAAGUUGUAGAUCUGAUGUUGUAUAUAAACAAUUAGAUUACUUACUACUAUAUGUACACUUUUUGAAAAUGUUGCAUUAUCUUGUUAAUAAUUUAUUGUCAUUCCUUGAGAUAUAUACAUAUAUAUAAAACAAGGAUGAAUAAAAAAGUUUGCCUUUUUCGUGGCAUUAUGAUUUUUAAGAAGAAUCUCUGUUACCUUGAAACUAUUGUAUUUGAAUCCUCAAUAAUUAACUGUUAUUUCCACUUCUUUGAUUGUUAUUUACUUGUAGAUCGUAAGUAGUAAAUUCCAAACAACCAAUAAAAUAUAGGUGUUACAAGAUUAGCCUAAUUCUAUAGCAUGCUCUAUGCCCUUAAAUCUGCAAAACGGCCAACUGUUUGUAAAACUGCUCUUACACAUCUGUUUAUCUUGUUUUUAGAAUUCAGUCUUUACUUUCUUACAAUUGUAAACAGAUAAGCUCCCAUUACGACAGUAAAUAUGUCUAGAAAUAGUGAAAAAGAGGGGCUGAAAAUUAUUUUAUUCCUUUACAAUACAUAAAACAAAGGUCCGCUUUACGUAUCACAAAAAGAAGCUUUAAAAAUUGUUCAUACUUUUACAGUAAUUGCUUAGAUCAAACUGUUGUGCUAUCGUUGGGAAUGUUAAAAAGCCAAGUAUUCAGUACAAUUUAAGGAAAAAUAAGACUUUUUGAUCAAAAGUUAUAUUUCAUUUGUUGAAUAAAUAUAGCUAUUUCAACAUUCAAAAUUGAAGAGAGAAAUCAAACUAACAAAAUUUCUGGUAUAAGCCGUAAGAAUUGACCUACCAUUGAACAUUCUUUAUGACAACAAAUUACGAAAUAUGGUUUGACAAAAAAAAAAAAAAAAAAAAAAAAAAAAAAAAAAAAAAAAAAAAAAAAAUCAGUAAACUGUAGAAAUCGUCUUGAUCUGAAUGAAACUUCUUUACAGUUUCAUCACAUUAAAGUACGUUGCAGAGACCAACUACUAAUGCACAUCAAGACGAAAGGUUCUGUCUAGCUUUUUUAAACAAAUAUCAUAAAAUGACGUAUUUUUUCAUUAAGUGAGUUUUUUUAUACUAUGUAUAAUCGUUCAUUGCAAUAAGACCACUUAAUAUCCAAUAGCAAUGAAAAUGUAGACAUUGCAAAAGCCCAUCUUCCUUUAUAUUUCAUUUUCAAACAUUACAGUACUUCAAAAGUUAUCUAGGCAAGCUACAAUAAACAGUUAAGUCCCAAAGACAAUAUCUUAGAUACAGAUUCGAAUUAAACGAUGUUGAUCUCUAUGCUAAAUUCAAGAUGCAUUGAAACACUCCUGUAGUCUUGCAUUUGAAACAUUCAACAUGUUGUGUUUAAAUAUCGUACACCAAGCAAACAACAGUUACAUUUGUUUUAUUGAAAUAGUUUGUUUCGCCACUGAUGGUAUGAUAUAUUUGUUUUAUGUUUUACUUGCGGUUUUAUGGUAUUUAUUUUCCCAUAAUUAAGCUGAAACAGUUGUUUCAAAUGCAUGAAAAACUUCUGAAUUUUGCAAAUUCUGGAAAAAACGUUUGCAAGAAAUUAAUGACAGUACUACCAAAAACUGCUGCGUUAGAACUCUUUAACUGCAGAAGAUUUUAUCUGUGGUACUAACUAUGUGCUAAGGAUUUCCUUGUUGACAUAUAUCACCUUUGAAGAGCUUUGAACCAUUCUCUUGUGUUUCAUACAUUUCGUUUUGAUAAGAGUUUCUUUACAUAAAAUAAUAACUGUUUAUGUUCAAAAUAAACAACUUCUAUUUAGCAUGCGGAAAUAAUUCAACAAAACAAUCAAGAAACAAAUUUACUGAAAAAAAACGCGUAUAAUCAAACAAAAUGAGAUUGGCUACAAUGGGAUGUUGUGUUGAAAUAGGCUAGUAGACAGUCCCGAGUAAUAUCUUGAUUUAUAUGUAUUACGACGAACUAUAACAGUUUACAACAUAUAAUAACUAGUAAAUACCAGAAAACAUAAAGUAAAAUAAAAAAUGUGUUCUGACAGUAUCAAACGCUUUCGGGCUUUGACUUUUGUUACUUAUUUUAUUUAUUUAUUUAUUUAUUAUUUUUGUUUUUAUUUUCAAGUAUUUUCGAGUUUUGAUUAAUCAUCGCUACAGCGGUAGUUAAAUACUAUUCAUAUUUCUACCUCACUCAAGACCACCAUAUUAAUACACCUGCUGGUGUCUCUAAAUUUCAUUUAGGUACUUGUAACAUGAGUAAAUGUUGAGUACUGCUCAACCCGGAGCUAGAAGGGGAACAGUAGCUUGAAUUUCAAAGACAGGCUCAAUCACCCGAGCCUGCAACAUUUUUAUUUGUGUCGUUUUGCACGACCUGUGGCUUUCCACAUUUUCUAAUUGUUUCACUUCAGUUGAUCAACAUCUAUAUAAUCAUGAUGGAAUAUGUAUUUAAAAUUUUGAAGUUCGGUUUUUGUCGUAAUGCAUUAAAGAAAUUAUUCCUGUCGAAAACCAUAUGAGCAUGAAAAGACGCGGUUGUUUAUUUUGAACUUGUGUUGAUAUGUAAACUUGCCAACAAAGUAAAGCAUGUGAGAGUUUUUUUCAGUAAUAGUAUAGAUU
This is a messenger RNA of Mercenaria mercenaria, 3903 nucleotides long. RefSeq names its product cell death abnormality protein 1-like. The record is from RefSeq and is a predicted model, not a curated record. NCBI's taxonomy places the organism in Eukaryota, Metazoa, Mollusca, Bivalvia, Venerida, Veneridae. Bases 71 to 1078 code for a protein of 335 amino acids. The transcript is spliced from 8 exons.